AUGUUACCCAGCCGAUACACGCAAGCAGUUAUGACUGGGGAAAGUGCUGCUGGUCUAAUUGCAUCGAGUGUUCGAAUUCUAACAAAACUGUUCAUGUCCAAUAAUCAUUUGAGUACAAUAACAUUUUACUUAAUUGGAAUUGUAUUUAUUCUUUCGUGUUUGAUUAUAUACGUGUUAAUUCAGCGAACAUCGUUUAUUGGAUACUAUGUCAAAAUAUGUGAAGAUGCAAAGAAAAUUGAAGAAAUUGAAUUUCAGACAACAUUCAAAAAAACGAGAAGACACAGUAGUCUGGAUGAAGUAAAACUGAAAUUGAUAGAGUAA
Didymodactylos carnosus is the source of this 321-nucleotide messenger RNA. The record is from the annotation of a GenBank genome assembly. NCBI's taxonomy places the organism in Eukaryota, Metazoa, Rotifera, Eurotatoria, Philodinida, Philodinidae.